Molecule: messenger RNA, 7934 nt
Organism: Pristis pectinata (smalltooth sawfish)
Lineage: Eukaryota; Metazoa; Chordata; Chondrichthyes; Rhinopristiformes; Pristidae
Gene: pla2r1
Product: phospholipase A2 receptor 1
Exons: 31
Coding region: 383-4906 (1507 amino acids)
Molecular function (GO): signaling receptor activity
Source: RefSeq, a predicted model, not a curated record
CUACAAUUCAGAAUUAGUAGUUAACUUAUUGGAAAAUAAUGCUGUUGAAUAUUUCCAGUACAUUCUGUUUAAUCUUAAACUGCUUUGCUGUAUUUUAACAUGGGAGCUUCGAACUCUGUUGUGCAUAACAGGAGACAUAGAGGUCAGUUUAUCUGUAAUAGUAUGAAUACUUUGGAGGAGCGAUUGUGAGUAUUCAAAUGGACAGCGUACCUGCUGUCACAGAGAACUAUUGAUUGAAGCAGUACUGGGAAGGCGUGUUGCACAGUGAGGCGGAUAGAUGGUUGUGUAGCAUUGGGAGCUGUGACGUACCGAGCUAAGAAAAGACUGCCGCACUUUAGGAGCCUCCAUUCGACUCUGUCCUGCUGUCGGAGACAGUGUCGGUAUGCUGCACCUCCAUAUGUUUUACCGAAGGAAACACUCUCAACUUUAUAGCCGAAUGGCGCCGUUUGUGCAGUGGAUGUUGCUGUGGUUCUACUACAUUGAAGCCUCCUCGGAGGAAGUAUAUGGAAGAGCCUCAAACCUAGACAAAAGCAAGUUAUCCAAGUUGUUGGGUAAAAACAUAUUUAUUCUGCAAAGCGAGCACCUUGGCACAUGUAUAAAUGUGGCAGACCAGGAGCUUACACUUGAAGACUGCAAACAGCCAUCAAGCAGUAUGCUGUGGAAAUGGGUAUCAAAGCAUCGGCUUUUCCAUUUAGACAGCAGCAUGUGUCUUGGACUUGAUAUCAAUAAUCAACAACGACCAUUAAAAUUAUAUAGCUGCGAUUCAACAAUAGGAAUAUUGUGGUGGCAUUGCAUUGGUAAGGUGUUAACUGGUGCUUCCCACUAUAAACUAGCCGUUGGACGAGGACAACAGGUUGUAGCAGAAAGAACGAUCUAUGACAGAUGGAAAAGGUACAUGACUCAGGAUGAAGGUCCCUGUGAGCAUCCUUAUGAAGAAAUUCAUACAGUACUGGGAAGCUCCAGAGGAAUGCCUUGUGCUCUGCCAUUUAAAUAUAAUAAUAAAUGGUACCAUGAGUGUACUGAUGAAGGAAGAGAGGAUAAGCUCCUUUGGUGUGCAACUACCAGCAGUUAUGAUAUUGAUGAAAGAUGGGGAUUCUGCCCAAACUUAGAUCCAGGAUGUGAUUUGAUAUGGGAGAAGGAUCCUGUUUCACAGACUUGCUACCAGUUUAAUCUCUUUGCUCUUCAAUCUUGGAAUGAGGCCCGUGCUUCUUGUCAGGCACAAGAAGGAGAUUUAUUGACUAUAAAAGAUCAUGAGGAACAGGAAUACAUAAAUAAACAUUUGCAAAAUGUUGGAAUUCUGGCAUGGAUAGGGCUAAAUCAUUUGGAUGAAGAUGCUGGAUGGCAGUGGGCAGAUGGAUCACCCUUGAGCUUUGUAAAUUGGGAUACAGAUCAGCCCCAGGAGUCUUUACUUGGAGCGUACCAUUGUGGGAUACUAAGUUCUAAAUUAGACUACCGUUGGAGUAGCUUUGUCUGUGAGACAGCCCUGCCUUAUAUUUGUGAAAAAACAAUGAACUCUACAAGAACGGUGAAACCCUUUGAAUUCUGGCAGUACAGGGCUACUCGCUGUGAUUCUGGCUGGUUUCCUCACAAUGGCUUCUGCUACAAAAUGUAUAAAGAAGAUCUGAGCUGGAAGGAUGCUCUAACAUACUGUCAGUUAAAUGGAAGUGAACUUGUUAGUAUGCACUCCUUGGCAGAUGUGGCUGUCCUCAUAAAAUUAUUUAUAAAUGAAACUGUGUCAGAGGUUUGGACUGGACUAACCAAUAACGGAACACCAGCUGUUUUUACAUGGUCAGAAGGAUCUCCUGUGACGUUUACUUACUGGCAUAAGAAUGAACCAAGCAUUCCAUAUAACACCACACAACACUGUGUGUCAUUGCAGAAGAUGAACGGCCAGUGGAAAGUUGAAGACUGUGAGGAAAAAAUGUGGAGCAUCUGUAAAAAACCAGGAAAAGUAGAGCAAGAUGGAAAGAUAAAAAGUUGUUCUAAGGAAUGGAAAAGAUAUGAAGACUCCUGCUAUAAGAUUGACAAUUACCUACAAACCUAUGAUGAAGCUUCAAAAAGAUAUCGUUGUUCCCUUGUUACCAUUGAAAACAGAUUUGAACAAGCUUUCAUUAACAGUUUGAUCAGCAAUUUUGCCAAAGAAGAAAAUAAAUACUUCUGGAUAGGUCUUCAGGAUAGGAACCAUACAGAAGAAUAUACUUGGUUAACAACAGACGAUAAGAAAAUACCAGUUUCCUUCACAAAUUGGAAUAAAAAUCAACCAGCUUAUUCAGGUGGUUGUGUUGCAUUGGUAAGAGAAAAAUCUCAUAUACUUUGGGAAGUUAAAGAUUGUAAAACCUUCAAAGCCAUGUCUCUGUGUGAGGAAAAAGUUACAUCUGGUGUAAAAGUGGAAUCCUUCCCUAGUCAAACCAAGAAGGCUAACACUAAAUGUCACUUUGGAUGGGAAUCAAGAUCAGACCUUCGCAACUGCUUCAAGGUAUUUCAUCGUGAGAAAGUGUUAAGAAAGAGAACUUGGGAAGAAGCAGAACAAUUUUGUCAAGCAUUUGGAGCCCAUCUUGCAAGUUUUAACCAUUACAGUGAGGAAGUUUUUCUGAAUGAAAUUUUGGGAUGGAUGUUUGCUAGGGAAGAAGAAAGAUGGUUUUGGAUUGGGUUUAACAAAAGGAAUCCAACUUCUUCUGGCUCCUGGAAGUGGAGUGAUGGCAGUCCAGUUGUUUCUCUGUUUUCACUGGACAAAGAUAAAGAUGAUGAUGUCAGAAUCUGUGCUGCUUACAAAUUUGAUAAAACCCUUGCACCUUUUCGAUGUGAUGAAAAGUUGGGAUGGGUUUGCAAAAUGCCAAAAGGAGCUGAACUGAAAAAAACAGACUGGUAUGUUGAUGAAGAGCAGCUUGCAUUCGGACCUUGGUUCUUCUUUCAAGGAGCUGAGUAUUUGUUCUUUGAAACAGAAGGGAAGUGGCUUGCAGCUGCUGUGGCUUGCAGCCUGAUGGGUAGCAACUUGGUUUCAAUAACUAGUCCUAAAGAACAGGACUUCAUUAAAAGCAGAAUAAAAAAGCUUUUAACAAGUGGACAGGAAAAGUGGUGGAUUGGAUUAUAUGCAGAAAAUCCCAAAACUGGAUUCUGCUGGAUAGAUGAUUCAUCAUUGUAUUACAACAACUGGGAUGACAACUAUCCAAGCCGGUUGCAUAAACAUAGUGGCAGAUGUGUUUACAUGUCAUCAAAAACAGGGCGUUGGGGUGACAGCAAAUGCUUUCUAUCUCUUCCUUUCAUCUGUAAACGUCACAAUAUAUCACUGGUGGAGGUUCACACAACUGAGCGUUACCUGCCAGACAUCUCGUGUCCAAAAGGUUGGCUGUAUUUUGAACAUAAGUGUUUCCUGGUUUAUGUACCAAAGGACAAAAGUCAACUAAAGCAUUGGUAUUCUUCUCAAAUGUUCUGCACCAUACAUGGAGGGAAUCUUGCUACAAUAGAAAAUGAAAUAGAACAAGCAUUUUUAACAAUCCAGCUUCUGGAAAGAUCAACAAGUGUUUGGAUAGGUCUACACAGUGAUAACUUUGAACGUUGGGUGAAUGGGAAGCCUGUAAAGUAUACAAACUGGUUACCAAAUGAGCCAGCACGAGAUACUGUAGACCCUUAUAAAUAUGAUCCCACGUCAGAACAUAGUAACAGUCCUAUCUUACAAGAGGAGUCAAAGAGAUGUGCUUUAUUGUCCAACAGUCAUGCUCAUCAUUCCACUGGAAAAUGGUACACAAGAACUUGCAACACAAAUCAUUAUGGCUUUGUUUGUCAAAAGAACCCAGAUAAAUCCAUCCAUAAUAUCAAUAAAUCAUCUGUGUAUCAAAUUCCUGAUACAUUUGCAUAUGGAAAUUACACAUAUAAACUAAUUAAGAAGAACUUAACAUGGUAUGAAGCAUUAAAUGAAUGCAAACAAAGAGAAACUGAACUGGUCAGCAUCACAGAUCAAUAUCACCAAGCUUUUCUCACAAUUAUUGUGAAUAGGCUGUCUCAUCCGCAUUGGAUAGGACUUUCUAGCUCAGAUGAUGGCAAAAGCUUUACUUGGUCAGACGGUAAUGGCAUUGUUUUCACUCAUUGGGCAGUAGAAGGUCCUCAUUCAUCUCAUGAUUGUGGGUACAUGGAUACAAAUGGCUACUGGAAGACCACUGACUGUGAAACUCGACUCCAGGGAGCUGUUUGCCAGAUUUUAGAAACUGCAAUAUCAAGUUCACCUGCUCACAAAGUGGAAUGCCCGAAUAUUGCUGAAGGUUUACCCUGGAUUCCAUUUCGAGGCAAUUGUUAUCUUUUUGACCUGGUUUUAUACAAUUCUUCAAGCCUAACAAUAGAAGAAGCUAAAGACCUUUGCGGAAACCUGGCUACAAAAUCUUUCAUAUUACAUAUUAAAGAUGAAGAGGAAAACAAUUUUAUUCUUCAACAAGUAAAACCAUACAGCCACAUUGCAGAUGUAAUCUGGUUGGGUAUCAUGUUUGAUAUCAAUGAUAAUACAUUGAAAUGGUUUGAUGGUACCCCAAUAACAUAUUCAAACUGGGGUGCAGAAGAGCCUAAUGCAAAUCAUCUCUCAGUUAAUUUCUGUGCUGCAAUGAGAUCCUCAGAUGGUACAUGGUUUCUGAUUGAUUGUGAAGAGAGCGUUGGGACAGUUUGUCAAACAGAUUUGAGUGGAAAUGCUUACAUCCCAAAACAACAUGAAUACCAAAUAGGAAAUGCAACAGUGCUCAAAAUAGUGAUAGCAUUGCUGAUAACUCUGGUCAUCACAGUGGGUGCAGUUGUUGUGUGGUAUCUAUGGAAGCGGAAUCAACCUUCUUUCAGAAAUGCCUAUUAUAGACAAUCUGCCCCUGAAGCGACUGACAAUGAUGGAAAUAUUCUCAUUUCUACAUUUGAAAGGAAUAGUGGAAAUUAAACAAGUGAGUUGAUAAUAUCCAUAGUUACAAGAAUGUCUUGUUGGAUUAAGGUAGUGAUAGAUAUAAAUGUUCAACAAUUAUUGGUCAUUUAAUCACAAGUAUGUUGAAAUCAUUGUUAUACAAUGUGAAUGCAGUUUUCUGCACAUUGUGCAUUCAGUACAUGGAUUGUAUUCUCACUAAUAUUUUCAAGGCCAAGUAGUGGGCAUCGAUUAGCCUAUAAUUUUUACUAAAAAAUUCAGUGCUUCUGUUAUUAAGUACUGCAUGUAACAGGUUAUCUUAUUUGUGUUCUCAAGUUUGAUGACUUUUCAUGUAGGUAUCUAUGCAGCUGGAAAUACCUCUUGUCUGGGGUCCUUGUGUACAAAUUAUGUGCAUUGAUUCAAAAUGGUAAUCCAUUUUGGCAUGUGCUUGCAGUGCUAGAAUGUGGUGCAACUUCUGUUGUUGUUCAGUCAUUGAUUGAAUUCCCUUUUUAUUCUACCAAAUCAAGAGUGGAUAUUCUAAAAUUUGAGUUAGUUGGAAAUAGGAUAAUUGUUGGAACAUGCGGAAGGAGAUCUAACCACUUCACAUUUAAAUAUAACCAGUCAUUUUGCCGCCAACAUGUUCUCAUUAGUCAAGCACCUCAGCUGGUGUUCCUCCAGUAGGGAGUCAUGUCUUGUCCAUGUAGGAUAACAGCAUUUUAAAUAUAAUCAUUAAGUUAAUGGACAGAAAAUGACUGAUGUAUACCAUUUGCAUUGUAAGUUCUUGUAUCAUUUUGGCAGAGGGAAUUAUAAUCUCCUCCCCACCAUUCCACCCUGACCAAUUGUAUUUGGCAGUUAGGAAAGAAGAUUGAUGUUGCCGCCAUGUGUUAUAUAUGUUUAGAAUUAAAACUUUUGAAUUGAAGUUAUGUGUGAACUAGAUUAACAGUACAUUCAUUAAUGAUAUUGAUAUGACCCUUCAGUCUCUUCAUUUGAAAAUUUAUGCAAUUUUUAGGAACUUUUCUGCAAAGUAAUGCAUUUCUUCUGGUUUAAUUACAAUGUGCAAUCACAGCUGAAGCUGAACAUCAAGUCUAAAUAUUUUAAGGUUCACUUUUUAAGCACUUUCAAAUAUUAAAAGAAAUUGAGUGAACAUAUUAUAUUGCACUUGUCACUUGCAAUUAAAGAAUUCAAAUUUCACAUACUACAGGUGGUUUUGCUCUAAUUUCUACAUCCAGAAACACAAAUGGACUGUUUACUCCUUAAUCCCAUAUGGUGAAGACUAACUCUGCAAACACAAAGCUCAUUGAAGCUAUAUCUGUAGAACAUUUAUUUCUAAUUAUAAAUGGCAUGGAAACAUUUGAGAUACAAUACUUAUAAUUGUGCUAUUGAAACUUGUCAGAAGUAAUUUAUAAUAUUUUUAUUUAAAUUAUACUGUUUUCUCAUUAAGUUCUUGGGUAACAAUUGCUAUCACUGAAAGAGUCAUUUGAUUCUGCAUUAAAUUGAAGAUGCACAUAAAAGUUAAUGUACAUGCCAGAAGUUAUUCUAAAUAAAUGCUUUCAGGUGUGAUUCAUUCAUGCAUAAAAUUUCUGAUUUGUCCAUACCCAACAGCAUAGAUACAGUCCACGGAUAGACUCCAUUUAUAAAGGAACAGGACGGGCUGUUCAGUCAUUUGUUUAUUUUGCCAUUUUAAUCAUGUCUUGACUGAACUCUAACUCUAGUUUAUCUCCAGUUUGUUCUGAGUCCUUUUAACAAAAGUUCGAUCAAAAUUUAUAUCGAAGAAACCCUUUGAGGAAAAUUGUCUUGUUAUCCUUGUACAAAUAAAACUUGGUUUCAUUCUUAAUUGAUAGGACUGCAAUCUUUUAAGAUUACGCCACUUGUUCUGGAUUCUGACACUGCAGGAAAUAGUUUCUUUGUAUUAACCCUGUUAAAAUGCUCCAAUCUUCUAAACUUAAGGUAAUACAACCUACCCUUGAGGUCCUGCUGCAAUUCUGGCAAAUCUACAUUGAAGAUCUCUCUCCAAGUCCAUUAUAUAUUUCCUGAUUGGUGCUCUCUUAACUGGAGUGCUCUCAGUGUCAUUUGAUAAGGCUCCGUACAUCUGAAGCAUCAUUUCCUCAUUUUUCUUUUCCAGCAUCCUUGACAUGCAAAUAUUCUGUUAGCCAUUCUACUUUUUUUAAAAGAUGAGGAUGAAAUAAAAUAUUCUGUGCAAUAAGAUCACCUGAAAAAAGGGUUCACUUGUUUUGCUUUGAUGGCCAAUUGAACACAAAAGUUGCUGUAUACUUACUCUGAAUUACAAUAAAAUUAUAGCUUAAGCAGUGAAGCAUUAUAGCCUGUGUAUUACAUAAUGUUUUUGUGACCGUUUGUAACAGACCUCUCUCUAUAACUUCAUUUAUACUUCCACUGUCGAAUAUAUGUAAACAUGUAAUCUUAAUCAUAGUGGGGGAAAUAAAAGUCUGCACUAACCAGGAGUACUGCAGAGAAAGAGGAGAAUCAGAUAUUUCAAGAUUUGUUCAAUUAACCAACAAUUGUAUGCAGUAGUUAAUUUUCUAGAAUUUAUUUUUCUAUUAUGUAUUUUUGUUAGCACAUCAAUUAAUUGUAUAUUCCAUUGUUCUUAUAACUUACUUUUUUUGAAUAUGAAAUGUUGCUGUGUUAGUUUGUUACAUUCACUUUUACCUAUUCAGCAGCCAAAGGGAUGUAGUUUACUUGUAGUAUCAUCUACCUAUUCUCAUGCAAUGAAGAUUUGAGUAACACUUGGGACCAAAUGAUUUUUUUUUAUUAUGUUUUCAUAUGAUUAACCAGGAUGACUUAUGAACUUAACAAAUGAGCUUGAUUAUCUAAUGUUAUCAGAUUUAAACCUGGACCGUUUAGGAGAAAAAAUAUCUUGAUAUUUCUAUUACUUAUAAUUUUCUUGAUAUUCUUUGCAUUACAGAAAAUAUUUCAAUUUAAGUCCUUUGCAUGUUUUAAUAAGAAAGCAGAACGAUUCAGGCAAUUGUACUGUAUAUGUGAAAGAUAUGGUAAGGAAAAUCUACCAUGGUGUUAUGCUAUUGAAGUUUCACUGCAACUGUUUUAAAAGAUGGUA